UCAUGGCAACCCUGUAUGACUGGCAGAAAACAGACCGCCGUCAUAUAGCCCCAGUCGACUUGGAGGUUUUAGAGCAUGAACACACUGGGCAGACGAGGAGUUGUGACAUUGAGACCCCCAGGGGAAGCUACCGGCUGUAAGGACUAAGAUGCAGCAUCUGGCACAUCCAUCCCCAUUUCCCACUGGAAGCCAAUUUCUUCAGCAAAAAUUUGACAAGGCUUCAUAUGAUUUGCACAAGCGGAAGGUAAAGUCUGCUGAAUCAACAAUAAACACAACUCCACCAAAGACAUAUGGUCACCUGGAUCUGAAGCUGAAGAAACAAAAGCUUGAAGAGAAAAGGACACUGAGGAUUCAGCAGGAAAACACCAUGCUCAUGGAAAGAAUAUCACACAUCAUGAGGACGACUGGAGGAGUCGACUGCAGAAAUUACUACGACAAGAAAAGCCUUGGCAAAGAGAAGCGACAGCUGGAGUCGCUCCGUAUCACCGAGGAGAAUCAAAUGAUCCUGUUCUGCCUGAGCCAGUGCAGGCCUCACUAUAAUGUCAGGAGCUGGCAUGAUGACUGGCUCAAAACCCUCAAGUUGAUGGACAGCAUCGCACAUUACCCCAGAGGAAGAGCAAAACUGCAGAAGGGGCAAAACAAACCCGACAAGGGGAGCAGUGGCUGGGAUAAAGGACAAAUGAUAAGCACAGAUGCAACCACACACAGCCCUGCCAGCAACAACACAAAGGCCAAAACAACAUCGGGGGGAAGUGAAAUGAAAACAGGAACCAGCGAGACACAAGAUACAGGAACAGAGAACCAGCAGGACACAGCUACACACCCUGACCCUGAAAGUCCCUGAUCUUCUCAGGCAAUUUGAAAUUACAAGAGAUAAACAACCACACUCCGUUGAAAGGCCCCUGGCUCCUGGUGGAUCUGAAAUGUCCGACACACCUGAAACAGAGGAAGGAUGAAAUACCAUGAAGUGAAGUUAUAUUGUUUUGUAUAGUAAAAAUAUACCACUGUAAAAAAUUUGGAAAAAUUAUAUUUUAACUUCAGAACUUUUUGGCCAAAUGUACUUGUGCCAAAAGGAUUGUGUUUUCUCUUCUGGACUGAUCAGCAUGAAACUUGGUGGAAGGCCAAAUGGGUCGAGAAAAAACUUUUGAAUGUUGGUGUUUAUCUAAAUCAUAUUUCUUUUGCUUUCAUUAGCAUUUUGGGAUUUUCUUCAUUUCCAUUGAUUUCUCAGAGAACAAUUCAUGGAUGUAGAUGAAAAAAAUCAAGCAUGUUUAGGGGACUUUAAUCUAUUUUUUAGUGUGCAUGCAAAUUAAAUAUGGCUUUAUACACAGUUUGGUUUUGUAGAUUGUGUAGACUGUGUACUGAGAUGAAUCUGUUGUAAAGUAUUUCAAAAACAAAUAAACAGGAAAAAGGUCAA
Platichthys flesus (European flounder) is the source of this 1414-nucleotide messenger RNA. RefSeq names its product CFAP97 domain containing 2 (gene cfap97d2). The record is from RefSeq and is a predicted model, not a curated record. The transcript is spliced from 6 exons. NCBI's taxonomy places the organism in Eukaryota, Metazoa, Chordata, Actinopteri, Pleuronectiformes, Pleuronectidae. The coding region runs from base 149 to 844 and encodes 231 amino acids.